Messenger RNA from Spodoptera exigua (beet armyworm), 1657 nucleotides. The record is from the annotation of a GenBank genome assembly. Lineage: Eukaryota; Metazoa; Arthropoda; Insecta; Lepidoptera; Noctuidae.
AACAAGACAAGUGUGAUUGAUGCAGUAAAAUUUAUAAAGUUUCUGCAAAAAAUAUAAGACUAUCCAGUAUCUAUUGACAUGUGAUAAAUAGUGUUUCCAUUUUCAAAUAUAGUUGGAGAAUAACUGAACGGAAAUCCUACGUUUUUCCGAUAAAUAAACAACUGUUUUGUUGACUUUGCAACAAACACUUCUGAAUGUACCCUCUAUAAUUAAAUAUGGCCCAAAGUUCACAUGGAGGUAGUCACCGGCGCAGCAGAGAUCACGAUGGAGGUGCCAUGCGGUACACAAACACUGAUUGGGAGGCCAAAGAAGCUCUCUACCAAAGAGAACUGGACGAAGCUAGAGCCAGGGCCACGCAGAUGGAGAAAACCAUGCGAUGGUGGUCUGACUGCACAGCUAACUGGAGAGAAAAAUGGAGCAAAGUACGCAACGAAAGGAAUAAAGCGCGAGAGGAGUCUAAACAAUUAAAGAGUAAAGUAGACGCGCUCACCAAAGAGCUGACCACGUCCAAAACAGAAAAGAAUGAUUUAGAACAACAACUUAUAGAACUGAAGAGAGACAACGAAAAGCUUUUAAGUUUAGGAGAGAGUAGGAUACUAGCGGGCGACCUUACCACUGAAGACGGUGUGGAGUUGAGGCGGAAGAACAUGGGAUAUUUGUCGCCAAAUGAACCUUCCAUACGGCAAAGAGCGUCGUUAGACUCGCACAAAUUCUCAAACGUAGAUAAUGUCCUUGCGAACAAAUUGAGCGAGCUCAGGCUGCGGCUAGACGAAACUUGCAAAUCCCUCCAAAGCGAGAAAGAUGAAAAAGCAUUCCUACUUUCAAAGAUCGAGAAUCUAACAGCAGAACUGCAUAAUACUAAGAUGGAAAUGGCCCACAGCGAUAGAACGUUAGGAUCAACAGAUUCAAGCCAUAGCGAAGUGGAAAGGCUACAAAACGAAUUGCAGGACGAAAUAGCAGCCAAACAGGUUUUAGAAGAAAAGUUAGCAGAACUUAAAAUGGAGAUAGAAAGGCUAAAAUCUGAGAACACAAUACAGUGGAGCAAACGAGAACUACUCGAAACAGAGAAUAUAGCAAUAUUGAGAGAAAAUAAAAAGUUAUAUAGUCAAGUGUGUGAACUAAGGGAACAGAUACAUAAACUCAACCGAAUAUCAGACGGUAGCGCUUACUUCAGCGAUCACAACAGACUAGAUUCAAAUAUACUUUACGUUCGAAAGACUAGCGCGAGUCCAAGGUCCCACGAAUCAAGUAACGGCUCGUCAGAAGCCAAUUUGCACUGUGACGCUAAAACAAACACCUCGGGCGAAGACGAUGAAUUAGCAAUAGUGGAAAGAAACGAUAAUUGCUAAAUAAAUACCUUUUGUCAGCUUAUUUCUUGAUUCGUAGCGAGAGCACAAGUUUAUCGAGAUCCUGUCAAAAUUGAAUUUAGAAUGUGUAGUCAGUGGUAUACAUAAUUUAUUCUUCUUUGAAAUUAGAGCGCGAAGUAGUUGAAAGAGAUUGUAUUUCAAUGUUUAUGGUUCUCGUGGAUGAGUAAAAGAAAUAAAAUUGUAGUUUCUAUUAGUACCUACAUGGAAUAGAGAUCUCAUUGGCAUAGCUCGAUUUAGCGGUCAUCGAUAUUAUUUAAAGUAUUAUACAGACGACUUUAUGUAAUACAGGG